Molecule: messenger RNA, 1714 nt
Organism: Chrysoperla carnea
Lineage: Eukaryota; Metazoa; Arthropoda; Insecta; Neuroptera; Chrysopidae
Product: juvenile hormone esterase-like
Exons: 7
Coding region: 26-1714 (562 amino acids)
Source: RefSeq, a predicted model, not a curated record
AAUAAGUUUCUAUCAUUGUCAGAAAAUGGCUACAAUUGGUUUUAUUACAGUGUGUUUAUUAAUAUUAACAACGUUUAAAUUGAGCUGUAGUAACGGCAUAUACACUUUGAAAAUUCCACAAGGUGAAUUAUUUGGUAGUGUACGGCAAACUUAUAACAAUGUAACUUACUACAGUUUUCAAGGUAUUCCAUACGCAGAACCACCCUUAGGUGACUUACGAUUUAAGUCUCCAAAAGCUGCAAAACCUUGGAAUGGUGUAUUAAAUGCUACACAAAUUCGUGUUGUAUGUCCGCAACAUGAACCACUUAAUAAAUUUGCUGUUAAUGUGGAAGAAAAUGAAAAUUGUUUAUUCUUGCAUAUUUAUACAAAAAUGCCUCUUCAACUUCAAUCUGUUAUGGUUUAUAUUCAUGGUGGGGGGUUUCAAGCAACUGAUAAGGUUAUCUUCUUGGAUCCUGAUUAUUUCAUAAAUGAAAAUGUGGUAUUUGUGACGUUUCAUUAUCGUCUAAGUGUAUUUGGUUUCCUUAGUAUCGAUGAUCCAAAAUAUGAUAUUCCUGGAAACGCUGGUUUCAAGGAUCAAAUAUUGGCUUUAAAAUGGAUUCAACAAAACAUAAAAUAUUUUGGUGGUGAUCCAAAUUCGGUAACAAUUUUUGGUGAAAGUGCUGGAGGUGUUUCGGUGCACUUAUUAACAUUAUCACCAUUGUCAACAGGUUUAUAUAACCGUGCAAUUUCUCAAAGUGGGGGUCCAACAGAUCCAUGGGUUACAAGCCCAAAUACCUAUCGUGAAUUAGCUGUAAAAUUAAACUGUAAUUUAAAUGAUUUAAAAGAAAUUAUUGAAUGUUUCAAUGAUGCAUCAACUUCUAAUUUUAUGAAUGCCUUAAGAAAAUUAUCAGUUAAUAAACUUGGAGAAGUUACGAUUUUCAAUACUUUUGUUAUUGAAAAGCAUAACACUGUGGAUCCAUUUUUUGCUGAACAUCCAAAAGAGAUUGUAAAGAGUAAAAAUUAUAAUCCAGUUCCAUUUAUUAUGGGAUUCUGUACAGACGAAGGACUUUUAUUUGUUGAUGGUUUUAAAACAGCAAGAAAUAAUACAUUAAGCCAUGAAGAUUUGGUCCCAAAACAUUUCAAUUUGCCAAUGGAAACAAACCUAUUAAAAAUUCUUGGUGAAAAUAUUUCACAAGUUUAUUAUGGGCAAGCAAAUCCAACUUUUGAUUUAUUGGAACCAACUGCAGAGGUAUUAACGGACCUAAUGUUUUUCAAUAGUAUUUACGAUUUUGCCAAUCUUCAAUUUAAAAUGUUUCCCAAAAAUUCAAUUUGGUUCUAUGAAUUUCGCUAUUAUGGCCGUUGGAACGAAUUUCCAAAUCGAACAACUCAUGCAGAUGAUUUAUUUUAUUUGUUUCGUCCAAAAAGUAUACCAAUAACUAAUGACAAGAAUGAAAAUACUGAUGAGGCUAUUGGAAGGACUAGAUUAAUUAAACUGUGGACAAGUUUUGCAAAAUAUGGUGAUCCAAAUUCAAAUGUUAUUGAAUAUUUUGACAAUAUUACAUGGAAACCGUUAGAAGAAGAUAAAUUCAAUUACUUAUUAAUCCAACCGCACAUGGAGAUGAAAAUAGCUGAUUCAAAUUAUAGACAUUUGUCGUUUUGGAAAUCGCUGUAUGAAGCAUAUAAUAAUAAUAAUAAUAAUAAUAAUUAUGCUUUAUUUUCUGUAUCGGAAACAUAA